GGACAGUGGUGAAGAAGGUUUGACUUAGGCUGAAGCAGUGAGUGCAAAAAUUGGAAUGCCAUGUUGUGUUUUGUAUAAAACAUUAUCUGGGCUGUACUUGGAAUAUUGUGUGCAGAUUUGGUUGCUAUACCACAGGAAAAAUGUGAUUAACCUAAAGGGGGUGCAGAAAAGACUCACAAGGAUGUUGCCAGGAUUGGGGGGGCUUGAGUUGUAAGCCGAGAUUCGACGGAUUAUUUCUUCUAGAGCAAAGUAGGCUGAGUGGCAACAUAAAUAAAAUCAUGAGAGGCACUGGUAUGGUAGGUUGCCAGUGUGUGUUCCAAUGAUGAGGGGGUAUAAAACUAGAGGGCACAGAUUUAAGCUGAGAGGAAGGUUUAUAGAAAUCUGAGGUGUACUUUUUUCUCACAGUGGUUGGUAUCUGGAACAGAGUGCCAGAAGCAGUGGAAGCAGCAAUAUUGUAAGAGGCAUCUGGAAGCUAUAGGAAUGAACAAGGUAGAGAGGGAUGUGGAAUUAAUACAGGCAAGUGGGAUUAGUAUAGAUACACAUAGUCAUCAAUAUGACUUAUUGUUUAAAGUGCUUAUUUGGCUGUGAAGCACUAAGGGUUGCCCAAAAAUAAGGAAAAUUGUGCAUUAAAUCUCUCACUUAUCCUGUCCAAAUGCUCCUCUGUAAGCAAGAUAGGCUGAUUUGCUAUUCAGGCUGUAGAAAUUAUUCUAUAAUGACUUUGGUCAUCAAAUAUAACUGUGCAUUUGUAGAUUGGUUAUUUCAUAAAUGAAGAUUGAGAACCCCUCUAAUUCUACUUGCAUCCCCAUUCUAGCCCAGGAGCUAAUUGUAGAACUAAAUCUAGGAUUGGUAAGGAGGGUAAAGAUGUUGGAUUAAACUAUUUUACCUGUUUAGCUCAGAACUGGGUUAACUAAGUUAGGGAUUGGGAAGUCAGGUUUAAAGCAGUUGCUAACUAAGCAUAAGUUGACAAACAAAAACUUCUUGCCAUCUGAAAAUGAAAUAAACAUUAAAAAAAAGUUUCAGCUUUACAUCUUGUCCAUGUGGAAUUCGUUUUGAAGACACAAUGGAUUCCAAUUAAUUGGGAAACAUCGGGACCAGUACAUUUUGGUUCAAUUAAGUGGCUGCUCUAAUUAGCCGAAGUUUCAUGGAAAUCGUUAGAGGUAUAAAAAGACAAAUUAUUGUUUAACUGAGUAAUAGAUUAUGUAUUGAAAUGAAAUGCAGAACAUAUUAGAACACUAGCAGUACAACUACAGUACUAAAAAUGUAGUUUCUGAUAGUUAUUGACAGAGGAAUGCACUGUAUACUGCUGUGUUCUUUUGAUUGUAAAUGAACAAAAUCAGCACAGAUGCCUAGUGCAGGUAAUGGACUGCCUUCAUAUAAUUGUGUCCUCCAAAUCCCCAUUUUCAUUGUAACCUUCAAGAUCAUUGUUGAUAUGUUCAAACUCUUUGUAGUUUCGAACUUGUUGAAGUAGCCACUCCCAGCCAUUUCUAGCGUCUCCAAGCUUGAACACAUGAAGCCACAGUGAGCAAAACAGUUCUGAAUUGUCUUGCUGCUUACUUCUCAUCUAAGUGACAAAAAUCACUGCUUUUUGAACACAAAGGCGUGCAACUGAGGCUCUUUAAAAGCUGGUCACUCUAAGCAAGAUGUAGUGUUUAGCAGUCACGUGUGACUGGCGCUUGUUAGAAACCAGCAGCAGUCUCCUGUCUAAGUGGCCUGAUGUCUCAAAUAAGUGGCCGCCCUGAUUAAAUGAUGGUCCAAUUAACUGAAAUCCACUAUUUUGUUGGGUAAGGUGUUCUGACAUUUUCUUGGAAGUGGUAGAAUCCCAGGUUUAUUGCCUAUUGCCCAUUCUUUAAAUCAGGGGUUCGCAGCCUGGGAUCCACAGACUCCUUGGUUAAUGGUAGAGGUCCAUGGAAUAAAAAAGGUUGGCAACUCCUGCUUAGAUGCUUAAUGAUUAGAUGGAGUGGUGUGCGUGUGGCAAAAAUGAGCUUUCCUCAAGUCUUUCUUUUGAAUCCAGUUAUGUCUCAUCUACCUCCCAUACCUGUUCAGCAGGAAGAUUUUUUUUAACUGCUGAGUAAGGAAAUUACUCCUUGGUUAUAUAUGAUGAAGUGACCCCUUCUGCAGAGACUGCUUGACCCUACAGCCAAAGGAAACAGCAAGUAUCCUAUCAGCCCUCUCAGAAUCUUGUGUAUUUGAAUGAGAUCUCUUUAGACUUGUCUAAAUCUUGGUUAAUAUAGACCAAUCUUGUCUCUUCAUUGAUUCCUGAGACUUGUCCAAUCUGGUGAAUCUGCACAUGGUAAGUAUAUCUUUUGAGUCUGCAAACCAGAACUUCUCCCAAUGUUCCAGGUGUGGCCUUGCCAAUAUCUGUACAGCUACAGCAAGACUUUGGGCUUUAUAGGAAAGAAGAUCAGGGUACAGUGUGUCUUUUGUCUUCGUAAUUACAGCUUGUCCCUGUAUAUUAGCUUUGUGUUUCAUAAAUCAGGACAUCAAGAUUCAUUUGUAUGCCUUGUACUUCUGAGUUGUCGAUGUUCAAAGUACAUUCUUUUUCAAGAUUGACCAUCUGAAAAUGAGAUUUAACUGAACUGCUAUUCAUUAUUUUCAGAACUAUUUUGAACAUGGCACAUAAAUAUUUUAACAUGAAGAUUCUAACCCUUUUUUAAGUGAAAUUGAUUGAAAUGUAUUAAUCAUCACAGGAUUAUUGUAAUCCUCAAAUUAAUAAUCUCUUGUAUUUCACUAAAAUGUGGUAGUCAUUUCCACAAAGGCUGAUGUGAGGCACUGGAAAAUAAACUGAAAACUGGACCAGUUAAAAUAAUCACCUUGCUUUAGCACAGAUAAUUUCAAAGCCCCUGGAUUUUUUUAUGUAUUCAAUUUAAUACAGGCAUGUUAUUUUAGAUUUUACUUCCGUGUUGAACAAUUGAGACAAUCAAAAAGUAUCUGUACAGUGGAGUUAGAAGAGCUGCUGCUGCCUCUGCUGCAGUGACCUGGGUUUCAUCCUGACUUAAAGAUGGUGUCUGUGUGGAGUUUGCAUGUUCUGUGUCCAGGUGUUCUAGAUUCUUUCAACGUGCCAAAGUGUGGGUUGGUAGGUUGAUUAGCUGUUGUAAAAUUAAGUAGAAUCUGAGGGUUGUCAAGGGGGUGGUUGGAAAAUAAAAUGGAUUAAUGGAAAUGUGUGUUUGAUGCUUAGUCCAGGCACAGUAGGCUGAAGGUCCUGUUUCAGUGCUGUAUGACACUGCAGAAAAUGUUGGAUGCUGGAACUGUGAAGAAAAUGGAAGCAUGCAGCAGGUCAAGAAGCAUCCAAGUGCAAAGUUUUCCAGUUUUGACAGUUUUAAACCUGAAGUAUUAACUCUUUUUCUCUUUUCACAAAUGCCGUGCGACUUGCUGAGUUUUCUGGCAUUUUGUUUCAAAGAAUACACGUUUCCAAGAGAUAAUCCAUCUGUUGAUACCAAUUUUCUGAAGCCCACAUUGAAUGUUAAGAAUUUAUUUAUAAUGUUGAGAUACACUGAUAUGUUCUCUAAUGGUGGGAAAUCUUCAAAGAAAAUCUACCUUUUUUUUAAAAAAAAGCAGCUCCAUAUUUUUGACGAACAGUCUGGUAUUUGCUACCAUAGAUGUUAAAUCACCUAAAUAUUGGUUUGAAUUGCAUUCUACCAACGUACUGAUUGCUUUAUACAAUUUCUUGUCACUUAUGAUAGAAGUCAGACAUUUUGCUUGAUCCAACAAUCAUUAAAUUAAAAAUAACUCCAUGUAUGUAUUUAGUAAGUGAGGUGAAAGGCAGUUCUUUAUUACACUAACAUGUUAACUGCUUGCCAAUUGUAAAGCUAAUGUCCAAGACUGCUAUAAGUUAUUAGAAAGCUGGUAUGUAUUACCUUUUCCUCUAGGAAUGGGGCUCCCAAUCUUUAUUUAUUCCAUGGACUAAUGCCAUUAAGCAUGGAGUCCGUGGACCCUGGUUGGGAACUGCUACUCUAAGAAGAUGUCAUUGGCUUCCUCAGAUAGCGAUGAUGAACCCUCUUCUUUAGAGCGUUCUGUAAUACUUUCUAGCUGAGGGGUUCCCAACCUAGGAUCUGUGGACCCUUGGUUAAUGGUACGGGUCCAUGGGAUAAGAAAGGCUGGAAACCCCUGCUCUAGAUGAACGAAGUACUUGUGGCAGGAGCUGGUCAAGUUAAAUAUCACAUUGAGUGUGAAAAUCUAUUGGGCUAGAUGCAUUUAUCUGCUUGUAACUAAAUGAGAUGGUCCAUAGACCUAACUUCUGUAAUGACUCCAGAAAAUCAAUUUGACUUUGGAGAUACACUAAUACAUAAAUAGGCAGACAGUAGUGUAGGGAACAAGUAAAAUUGAACUUCAUUGUUGAAGCUGUAACCUAGCAGUCCUUGUUUUGUAAAGACUUUCUAUCGUGAGUGACCAGUGGUAUUUUUAGAAUUUAGUCCUUCUGGUGUGACAUCACCUUACAUUUAACCUCAUAGUCAGAUUUAUUACCACUGGCGUAUGUCAUGAAAUUUGUUUGCGGCAGUAGUACUUCCCAGACAUAAUAAAAAAAACCUAUAUUACAAUAAGGUUAAUUAAUUAAAUAAGUAGCUCAAAAAAGCAAAAUAAAAUAAUGAAAUAAUGUUCUCUGGUUCAAUGUCCAAUCAGAAAUCUGAUGGCAGAGGGGAAGAAGUUGUGUCUGAGUGUGCCUUCAGGUGCCUAUACCUCCUUCCUGUUGGUAAAAAUAAGAGGGCAUGUCCUAAGUGAUGGGGUCCUUAAUGGUAGAUGCUUAAUUAUUGAGGCUAUGCCUCUUGAAGGUAUCCUUGAUGUGGGAAGAGCUCAUGCCCAUGAUGCAGCUGGCAGAGAUUACAACUUUCUGCAGCUUUUUCCAGUCCAUAUAUUCAUUUAGCCAACUUGCAACUUUACAAAUAAAAGAUCUUAUGGGUUCAGAUAGGUCAAUUAAGAAAUGCAAAAAUACCUGUAUGCCAAGAGCUAUGGUAAUUACCAUCCUGAUGAGUUUUUAUUUAUUUAGUCAAACCUAUUAAGUUUUAUUAGUAAUGGCUCUUUUGUUUAAUUCAGUCUGGUCACGAAUUCCAUUCUGAACAUGGAUUUAAAAUAAUUAUUAGAGCAUUUCACUACCAGGUGUAUAUUUUUGGUGAAGCCUUUUUUCUAAGUAAUUAAUUCAGAAUUGCUCUCAUAAUAUUUUUUAAUUUUAUUACAGAUCUGCUGGUGAAAAGGCCCUUUCAGCCCUUUGAGCCAUACCGCCCAGCAACUCCCAUUAACCCCAAUUUAACCCUAACCUAAUCACAGGACAAUUUGCAAUGACCACUUAACCUACCCAGUAGGUCUUUGGGCCAUGGGAGAGAACUAGAGCACCCAGAGAAAACUCAUGCAUUCCACGGGAGGAUGUGCAGAGACUCCUCAUAGAGGAUGCCAGGAUUGAACUCCAAACUCCCAAUGUCUCGAGCUGUAAUAGUGUCAUGCAAGCGGUUACUUUACUGUGUUUUAUUAAUAGUGCUCUGACAUGUUUUAUUUUCUGAAAGAAAGUUUGUACAUUCUCCCUUGACUGUGUGAGAUUCCUCCGGGUGCUCUGGAUUCCUCCCACAAUCCAAAGAUGUACUAGUUAGUAGGUUAAUUGAUCACUGUAAAUUUUCCUGUGAUUAAGCUAGGGUUAAAUAGGUAGGUUGCUGAGCAGUGUGGCUCGUUUGGCCGGAAGGAUCUGUUCCACGCUGUAUCUCUAUAUAAAAUAAAUCAAAAUUGCACCUUAGUGUUAUGAGAAAUUGCUGCAAGAUCAAGAAGUAUGUGCCUACAGUAAAGUCAAAUAUUCUGUAAAGAUGAGUCUUCAACUUGUACUAUAAUCUUAAACUAAAGAACAUGCUGUUAAUCAUAGUCCUCCACCCUGCCUGUUUUGUAUUGUAAGGGAAAUGAGGCAAUUUAUUUGUUCCUUUUUGUGAUUGACUUUUCUGUUCAUCAAAAAAUGAAGUCAUAGGAUUUUAUCACGGACAAUCAAUGACACAUCCAGUCAAAUAUGACGCAGGUGAAAUGGAAUUAAGAUCUUCAUAUUAAUCAUCAGAAUUAAGUGAUGAAAGUAACUUUAUGAAGAUCCUUUAAAUCAGUGAAAGUAAAAUUGUUAACCUGACUUCCUGAUACUGAACUUUUAAAAUAUAUAUCGAGUGAAGGAUCGUGUCAUCAGUUAAGUGUCUUUCCCUGUCUAAUAAAUUGUUAUUGGGUAUUAGAAUUCAUGCAGAAAUAAUUCUAUUAGGAAUAUCCAUAAGGGUGAAAUUUUGGUAGCAGUGCAUUUUUUUUAAAGCAAAGCUUUUACUAAGUAAUAUUUUAUUAAAGUAACUAUUUCACUGUAGCGCUUGAUUUUGCCAUCUCAAACCUUAGAGUAACUGGAGUACUGUCUGAUUUUUACAAAACAAGGAUAAUUGGCUUGUCCCUGGUCCAGUAGACAUUUCAAAAUUUCUUAAAUGGGUGAAUAAAUUUUAAUGGGAAACUAAGAUUUACAGCAAGUUUUAAUCUGAUCCCAUAUACCUCAUCAUGCUGAAUAUUCUUUUUCCAUUAAGGUUAAUGUACAUGAAGAAGGUGGAAUAAUGGAAGAUAAUCAAGAUAAUGACUAUACACACAAGUAUUACAGAUCAGUCAAAUAAAUUUGAAGCUGAAAUGAGAGCGAAGAAUGGUCAGAUAGAAGAGCAUGCAUGGUGUAAGGCAUUAAGUGGUUUGGAAGGUGAAGAAUUCUCGGUGUAAGAAAACUGAAAAAUGAAGAAUGAAGAAAAGAAAAAGUAAAAACGAGUGAAGUAAAUUUAAAAGAAGGUGUCUGGAGGAAAGAUACCUAGGCCAAGAUGGGAGGUCGAUGUCGAGAUCACGGAGUAGGACACCAGCUAAACUGAACAAGUCGAAAAGCCGAUCUGCUUCCCGUUCAUUGUCAAGGGCGUCAAACUUAUCAAGAUCUCGGACAUCAUUCUCACGAUCUCGAUCACGUUCCAAGUCACGGUCACAUUCCCGUCGUCAUCGCCGUCGCUCAAAGUAUUAUUCACGAUCGAGAUCUCACACUAGGUCAUAUAGGAGAAGAUCCAGGAGCCGAUCUUACUCACCUGUCUACAGGCGUAGAAGAAGCAGCAGCCAUUCUCCCAUAUCCAGCAGGCGACGUCACAUUGGAAGCAGGACCAACCCAAAUCCUAAUAAUUGUCUGGGAGUGUUUGGCCUGAGCCUGUACACCACUGACCGGGAACUACGUGAAGUGUUUUCUCGCUAUGGACCUCUCGCAGGGAUCAAUGUGGUUUAUGACCAGCGAACAGGAAGAUCAAGAGGAUUUGCAUUUGUCUACUUUGAGAAUGUUGAAGACUCUAAAGAAGCAAAAGAACGAGCUAAUGGGAUGGAACUCGAUGGCCGGCGCAUUAGAGUAGAUUAUUCCAUUACAAAACGACCCCACACUCCAACUCCAGGAAUCUACAUGGGCAGACCAACAACUGUUCGUUCCUCUCAUUACCAUGACCCUUACAGUGAUAGAUACGCCGAUCGGGAUUUCACCUACAGACGAAGAUCACCUUCACCCUGUUAUAGCAGAUACAGAUCUCGAUCUCGUUCUUAUACCCCACGUCGAUACUGAUCAUACGCACCAAGUACUUCCUGCCAGUUUAAAUGGAUGGAAAGUUUUUCACCCUACAGGGAUUUUUUAAAAACUAAGUUGGGAGUUAGGCAUUGCAAUACUUUUAUUUUAAAGUAAAAGCUUUUUUAAUUAUAUUAAGCAAAAGCCCUAUAAUCAAGUCUUUCAUUUAGAGACGUUUUCUGGUGUUUCACUAAGUGGUAUUGCAUAUAUAUUGCGAGAGGAUGUAUGUCUUUUUAAUGGGAUUUGACACACUGUGUUGCAUUAAAUUGUUAUUGCAGAAAUAUUUCUGGUAAAAACAUGUUCCCAAACUAUAUUUGGAUAUAAGCACAGUGUCUUGACUUUUUGUGCGCAAUGCUUUGAUUCUGCAGUACUUUAUAAGAAAAGAUUCAUUUAUAAAGUUACUUAUUGGGAAAUGGCGACAUGCAAUAAAUGUCUUGGACACGG
Messenger RNA from Hypanus sabinus (Atlantic stingray), 8002 nucleotides. RefSeq names its product transformer-2 protein homolog alpha-like. The transcript has 8 exons. Gene Ontology annotation, molecular function: RNA binding. Gene Ontology annotation, biological process: positive regulation of mRNA splicing, via spliceosome. Bases 6803 to 7558 code for a protein of 251 amino acids. Gene Ontology annotation, cellular component: spliceosomal complex. The record is from RefSeq and is a predicted model, not a curated record. Lineage: Eukaryota; Metazoa; Chordata; Chondrichthyes; Myliobatiformes; Dasyatidae.